AUGGCCCUGGCUGCUUCCUGUGUCUUCUAUUGCAGAAGAAUGGGCACUUCUCCUCCGUCGCCCAAGAGUGACCCCUGUUGGAGAGACAUCCGAAAUAUUAUCAAGUUGACUGGCUCCCUUAUUCUGGGAGCAGUUGGUAUCACCUAUCAGGCAAGAAAAGAACUUCAUAAAGCAGUAAGGAAAGUAUUGGCAACAUCAGCAAAGAUAUUACGGAAUCCAUUUGCUGACACUUUCAGCACGGUGGAUGUGGAGGACCACGAGUGUGCCGUGUGGCUUCUUCUGAGGAAGAGCUUGUCAGGUGACAAGGCGGCGCGGCUGCAGGCGGUGCAGGAGAUGUCUCAGGCCCACCACUGGCAUGAUUACCAGUACAGGAUAAUUGCACAAGCCUGCGAUCUGAGAACUCUGGUUGGUUUGGCAAGAAGCAAAGAGAGUGAUCUUCGCUUUUUUCUCCCACCACCUCCUUUGCCAUCUUUAAAAGAGGACUCCUCCUUUGAAGAAGAGCUCAGGCACCUGCUGACCUCUCUGCCGCAAACAGAAGUGGACGAAUGUGUCCAGUAUUUUACAGCUUUGGCCCUGAGUGAAACCAGUCAGAGUCUGGCCGCUCAGAAGGGUGGCUUGUGGUGCUUUGGAGGAAAUGGACUUCCUUAUGCUGAAAGCUUUGGGAAAGCCCCUUCAGCGACAAUAGAAACAUUCUGUUUAGAAGCGAUAGUAAAGCAUUCUGAGAUCCCCACCCACUGUGAGAAAAUUGAAGCAAAUGGAGGCCUGCAGCUGCUUCAGAGGCUCUACCAGCUGUACCGGGACUGCCCGAAAGUGAAGAGGAACAUCAUGCGCGUCAUUGGGAACAUGGCGCUGAACGAGCAUCUUCACCCUGCAAUCGUGAGCUCAGGCUGGGUUUCUCUGAUGGCAGAAGCAAUGAAAUCUCAGCAAAUCAUGGAGGCCUCACAUGCAGCCAGAACGCUGGCCAAUCUGGACCGAGAGACGGUGCGAGAACGGUACCAGGAUGGCGUGUAUGUCCUGCACCCCCAGUUCCGCACCAGUCAGCCCAUUAAAGCCGAUGUCCUUUUUAUUCAUGGCCUUAUGGGAGCAGCCUUCAGAACAUGGCGCCAGCAGGACUGUGAGCAGGUUCUGAUGGAAAAGGCUUCUGAGGACGAAGACAGGUAUACCACGUGCUGGCCCAAGACGUGGUUAGCGAGAGACUGUCCUGCCCUGCGCAUCAUCUCUGUGGAGUACGACACCAGCCUCAGUGACUGGCGAGCAAGGUGCCCCACAGAAAGGAAGUCCAUUGCCUUCAGAAGCAACCAGCUCCUUCAGAAGCUCCGAGCGGCGGGUGUCGGGGACAGGCCCCUGGUCUGGGUGUCACACAGCAUGGGGGGUCUCCUUGUGAAAAAGAUGCUGGUAGAAGCCUCCCGGAGACCAGACAUGAGUUCCCUCAUCAGCAACACCAGGGGGGUGAUUUUCUACAGCGUCCCUCACCACGGCUCCCACCUGGCUGAGUAUUCUGUGAACUACCGCUAUUUACUCUUUCCUUCCUUGGAGGUCAAAGAACUCAGCAAGGAUUCUCCAGCACUUAAAGCACUCCAGGACGACUUCCUCGAGUUUGCAAAAGACAAAAACUUCCAGGUGCUGAAUUUUGUGGAAACACUACCAACCUACAUUGGCAGCAUGAUUAAACUCCACGUGGUGCCGGUGGAAUCAGCAGAUUUAGGUAUUGGAGAUCUAAUCCCUGUGGAUGUUAACCAUUUAAACAUUUGUAAGCCAAAGACCAAGGAUGCGUUUUUGUAUCAACGUACCUUACAAUUCAUCCAUGAAACUCUAGCCAAAGACCUUGAAAACUGA
This is a messenger RNA of Chrysochloris asiatica (Cape golden mole), 1836 nucleotides long. RefSeq names its product serine active site containing 1 (gene SERAC1). The coding region runs from base 1 to 1836 and encodes 611 amino acids. Lineage: Eukaryota; Metazoa; Chordata; Mammalia; Afrosoricida; Chrysochloridae. The transcript is spliced from 16 exons. The record is from RefSeq and is a predicted model, not a curated record.